Molecule: messenger RNA, 1561 nt
Organism: Polychytrium aggregatum
Lineage: Eukaryota; Fungi; Chytridiomycota; Chytridiomycetes; Polychytriales
Product: adaptor complex AP-3 domain-containing protein
Exons: 10
Coding region: 67-1389 (440 amino acids)
Biological process (GO): intracellular protein transport; vesicle-mediated transport
Cellular component (GO): clathrin adaptor complex; clathrin-coated vesicle
Molecular function (GO): clathrin-cargo adaptor activity
Source: RefSeq, a predicted model, not a curated record
CGCCUGCACUCCAGCUCAUCGCCCAGAGAUCCUCGCGAACCCGUCCACACCCCGCAUCCCGACAGCAUGGUGGCAUCGUCAAUAUUCAUUCUGGACCUCAAGGGAAAGGUCCUCAUCUCCCGCAACUACCGGGGCGACAUCCCCAUGUCUGCCGUCGAAAAAUUCAUGCCCUUGGUGCUCGCGGCCGAGGAGCUCGACCAGACGCCGUCCCCUGUCAUCUCGACCGAGGAUGGUGUGCACUUCUUGUACAUCCGAUACAACAAUCUCUAUCUCUUGGCCAUGGCCAAGAAGAACCCGAACGCAGCUACAAUCCUUCUUUUCCUGCACAAGCUUGCCGAGAUCUUGAAGGACUACUUUGGUAGUGUCGAGGAGGAGUCGAUCCGAGACAACUUUGUCGUGAUUUACGAGCUUCUGGACGAGAUGAUGGAUUUUGGCUAUCCCCAGACGACGGACAUCAACCUCCUCAAAGAGUAUAUCUUGCAAGAGUCCUACGCCCUUAUUCCCCAGCAGCAGCCCAAUGUCCCUCUUGCCCUCACCAACACCGUGUCCUGGCGCUCGGAGGGUAUCAAGUACCGCAAGAACGAGAUCUUCCUGGACGUCAUCGAGUCCGUCAACCUUCUGGUCAACUCCAACGGCAACGUUUUGCGCAGUGAAAUCCUCGGUGUCAUCAAGAUGAAGUGCUACCUCAGCGGCAUGCCCGAUGUGCGACUGGGUUUGAACGACAAGGUGCUGUUUGAGUCGACGGGACGAGCUACCGGGAAGGGCAAGUCGGUGGAAAUGGAGGACGUCAAGUUCCACCAGUGUGUGGGACUGUCUCGCUUCGAGAAGGACAGAACCAUUUCCUUUGUUCCCCCCGACGGCGAGUUUGAGCUGAUGUCAUAUCGCCUCAACACUCAGGUCAAGCCGCUGAUCUGGUGCGAGGCCGUCAUCGAGAGCCACAGCAAUUCGCGUCUCGAGAUCCUGAUCAAAGCCAGGGCCCAGUUCAAGCGGAGAUCGACGGCAAACAACGUCGAGAUCAUCGUCCCUGUCCCUGAAGAUGCGGACACGCCAAAGUUUAAGACCACCAUUGGAACAGCAUCGUACGCCCCCGAAAAGAACGCCGUUGUCUGGAAGAUCAAGCAGUUCCAGGGCGGCAAGGAGUUCCUGAUGAGAGCGCACUUUGGCCUUCCCAGUGUCCGAACGGAUCUCCCUGAUCGCCGCCCUCCCAUCCAAGUCAAGUUCGAAAUCCCGUACUUUACCGUCUCGGGCAUCCAAGUCCGAUACCUCAAGGUCACCGACAAGAGCGGAUACCAGGCCUUCCCCUGGGUUCGCUACAUCUCCCAGAACGGAGAUUACUUGCUCCGACAGCCCGAGGUCUCCAGCAACACCAACAAGCUCGGGGCGCUCUAAGUGCCAUCAAAGCAUGAGACGACGGCUCCGAGUGACCGGGCUUCCUCCCUCCUCACCGCGAAAUAGCCGCCGAAAUGCAAGCUCAAACCGCUUGGUCCGAGCAGCAGGCGGUGUGCGCACAGCACCGGCCAUGGAGACUCGACGAUCGAGGCGAUGUCAAUAUAUUCAAACU